UUGCGCGCCGUGCUUCGGCCGCAGGUGUGGUUCAACAACAACGGCUGGGCGACGUCGGCCGCCUACCUGAACGCCAUCAACAACGUGGUGCUGCGCGCUCUGGUGGCGGAGGCGCGGGGCGCGCGGGGCGCCGACGCCGCCGAGGUGCGGAGGGGCUGGCCGCCCGUGGCCGCCUUCGGCAUCGCCGCCGUCAACCACCCCAUCAACAACUUCGACGCGCACAUGCAGGACCCGGAUUACUUCAUCUAUUUGGUGACCACAGCGCUGUGCGUCAUAGUUUUCUUCGGCUUUCACGAAACGGCAUAUGUUACCCCUGGAUACGUCGAGUUCUUCGUGGCCUUGGUAUUGUUCUAUGGCUGGGCGACUGUGCCGAUGAUGUUCCCGUUCAGCUUCUUGUUCCGGGAGCCCAGCACGGCCUUUGUUCUGAUGGCAUGCCUCAACUUGGCACUUGGCAUGGUCACCUCUGUCACCGUUGUGCUUUUGAACCUCCUCGGCUCACAGAAGCUGUAUCUAAUACAGCAGCAGCUUCGCACGUUAUUCCUCAUCUUCCCGCAGUUCUGCUUGACCCAGGGGCUCAUCGACCUCGUCGUAAUGUACUACACCACGAAGGCGCAGUUAUCACUGGUCGGGCCUGGAACCCGGGCAGGCUUGGAGCGUAUGGGGGAACUGAGCCUCAACAUCUGGUACAUGUUCGGGGAAGGCAUCGCCUUCUUCCUAAUCACUCUGCUCAUCGAGAAGUGGCCCAAGGACCUGCGUCGUCAGCCCUACGCCCACCGGCUAGCCGUUCGGACGCGGCUACUUGGUGGAGGUGCGCGCGCCGGGGGCGGACGCGGCGCGCUGGCGGAGCUGACGGGCGCGGGCUUGCCCGGCGGGGGCGGGGCGGCGGCGGGGCCGCGGCGGGGGCCGAGGGCGGGGGCGGGCGCGGGCGCAAUCAGCUGCAAAUAUCACAUACUAAAUGCAGAUAAUUUCUAUGGUAAUCGUUUGCGACCUAUUUAUAACAUUUAUUCUAAGUUUCUUGCAAUUCCCCCAAAAGAAAGGAGGCCAAUCAUCUGUGGAAUGCAGGUGUUCCUGCGGUUCGCAUAUGAAGCGGCGGCCGAAGAGGCGCCUGGCAUUGAAGAGGACGGCGCUGAGUACGAGGACGACAAUCAGACAGACUGCGACCGUGUGUGGGGUGGCAAAGCUGCUGGGAAGUAUGUAAUAGUAAAAGAGGGCAAAAUGAUCCCCAUAAUUCUUUUGUGUGAAAUAAUUUCUGUCGUGGCACCCCUGAUGGGUCGGCAUCUCAUUCUGCCGUGGUUGGUGGCGGAAAACUCUUUGCCCCUUGCUACCGCCUUCGCCAUGUUACGGGCAAUGUUGCUACCCUAUCUGGAACGAAAAAGGAAGGGAAGGGUUUUAAGAGAUUCAAAAAACUACAUGCACAUUUACAGCGGAGUAAAAAUAAAGAAACAACAAAAAAAAGAAAGGAAUCCAUUGCCGUACGCCAAAUCUUUAAAAACAUCACAUAAAAAAAUGGAUGUGGCUAAAGUAGGAAGUUUGGGCAAAAUGGUAGAUGAAGUCGCUUCAGGAAGAGCCAUGUACAAGGAGACAUUAAAAAACAAAAAU
This is a messenger RNA of Gryllus bimaculatus (two-spotted cricket), 1599 nucleotides long. Lineage: Eukaryota; Metazoa; Arthropoda; Insecta; Orthoptera; Gryllidae. The record is from the annotation of a GenBank genome assembly.